AUGAUUUGGGAUUUCAUCAUCGUUGGAGGGGGCCUUGCUGGCUCUGUUAUCUCCAACAGACUGCAUGGUACCUUGCCUCAAGCUAACAUCUUAGUGGUCGAGGCAGGCUUGAAUGCAAAUAAUGAUCAAAGCAUUCUGUACCCCAAUGGGACUGGGUCUCUCUCUCCCUAUAUCUGGUACAUUGAAACUCCACCGCAGCCGUUUCUAAACGGCCGUAAACUUGGCAUGGGCCAAGGGACUGGCCUUGGUGGAGGCACCGUUGUGAAUGGUGCUAUCUGGACUCGCGGUGACCACGAGGAUUACGACAUCUGGGGCGAGACAGUUGGAGAUGACCGAUGGAGCUAUGAGGGCCUGCUUCCUUACAUGAAAGCUUCUGAACAGUUUCGUUCGCCUGACCGAAACCCUGGCCAGCAUGGCUUCAAUGGCCCUGUGCAUGCCCAAACCGUUACAUCAACAGGUCGCAAAUACCCUCUUCGCGAGCCUGUACUGGGGUCAUGGCAGGAAAUUGGUUACACUCCUGCCCCUAACUUUGAUGGAAACAGCGGGAGCCCUAUCGGCAUUGCCGACGUUUGUGAAAACAGAAAUGACGGCAGACGGCAGAUUGCCUCAGUGGUCUAUCCUCUUGAUGGCAUCACAGUUCUCACGGAGACCUUUGUGCAGAAUAUCCUGAUCAAUGGAACUGGCGAUCUCGUUGUUGCUGAGGGUAUCAAACUUUCCAACGGCACCGACAUCAAAGCAAAGCAUGUCGUACUCUCUGCUGGGGCACUGCGCACUCCUCAGCUUCUGAUGCUUUCAGGUGUUGGUCCCCAGGAUGAACUUCAGAAGUACAACAUUCCAGUCAAGGUGCUCUCUCCCGACGUUGGGAAGAACUUGAUUGACCACUCUAUCAUCGACACCAACUGGAAGAUCAAGAAUCCAUCUCAGGGAUGGGCUCCAGGCUCAAACAACCCUCUUUUUCAGCAGCCUGAGUUCUCUCUUGGACAGGCUCAAGACUUCAUGGUAUGCGAUACAGUCCCCCGCGUGGGUCUCAUUGCUGCUAUCGCCGCCGACGAGGGUGCUGAGCCCGACGAAUCUUCUCACCCUCUUCUGAGGAAAGACGACCGGACGUUCCUUGAGCUGAACUUGAAGUAUGGAUACUCCAAGGAUGGUAGUAGCCUCAACUUCCAGUCCUACAUGAUGCUCAGUCAAACACGUGGCACCGUAACUCUUGGAUCCACUAACGCGAAGGACUUCCCGAUUGUUGACCCUAAGUACUUCAGCACCGAGGUCGAGAGAUAUGUUCACCGUCAGGGUCUACGUGCGAUUUUUCGUCUCGCGGGGACUGAUAACACCACUCUGGGCCGUGAUAUUCUUGCAGGGGAGGUUGUACCGGCAUCUCAAGUUCCUCUUCGGGGGGAUAUCACCGACGCCGAGCUUGAUCAGAGACUCAAGGCUGGAAUUCGGGCUGGUCUUCAUUUUCUGGGUACAGCCUCUAUGGGUAAGGUCGUCGACACCAACCUGAAGGUAAAUGGUGUCAAGGGACUCUUUGUUGCUGAUGCGUCUAUUGUCCCUGUUCCCAUUGCCGCUCAUACUCAGGUCGUCGUCUAUGCUCUUGCCGAGCAGGCAGCUGAAAUCAUUGCUGAACAAGUUGUGAACAGCGAUGAUGGUGAUGAUGACAACGAUGAUGAUAAUGGCAUUGAUGCUGGGCCGGGAAGCGGAAAUAAAACCCCUGAGCCAGGGAGGCCCAAGUGUCGAAAGAGAAAAUCCCAAGGGCGAAAGUCAUAG
Molecule: messenger RNA, 1764 nt
Organism: Clonostachys rhizophaga
Lineage: Eukaryota; Fungi; Ascomycota; Sordariomycetes; Hypocreales; Bionectriaceae
Source: the annotation of a GenBank genome assembly